Messenger RNA from Dreissena polymorpha, 3088 nucleotides. Its product is annotated as vitamin K-dependent protein C-like. The record is from RefSeq and is a predicted model, not a curated record. The transcript is spliced from 4 exons. Lineage: Eukaryota; Metazoa; Mollusca; Bivalvia; Myida; Dreissenidae. Gene Ontology annotation, biological process: proteolysis. Gene Ontology annotation, molecular function: serine-type endopeptidase activity. Bases 316 to 1851 code for a protein of 511 amino acids.
AAAGUAGAAUGCUUUUUAAACCCGUUGAGCAGGAGUAUAUAUAGGAGCUAUAUCUAUCAGUUUGUUUGAAUAUAUGCGAAGUAUUGAAUGGUUUAAAUUUUUAAAGAUUGCAACGCUUAAACCCUAUAAUAGAAAGUACAUUCUCACGGAAUAUUUGUGUACCUUCAAAUUGAUACCGAACCGCUUCAUCGAUUGAUUUCAAUCAUAGAUGUUUUGGCACAUACAUUAAAUCGAAUUUCGCUAUAUUGAUACUGACUUGUAAUUUCGGAGUGGUACAUUUCUGUAGAUUUAAAAUCUAAAUAUAUGUCACUAUAGAUGUGGAGUCUAGGGAAUAACAGUGGUCUUUAUCUGGAGUUGAUACUAGCUGUGGCAAUGCUGUCAAUGCAAAUUAUUGCAACGAACGAAGUACACAGGAUCGAAUCGGAUGAAGCUAAUAUACGCAACCCAGGCAGUCGAAAUGUAACACAUAAGGCAACUACCCCCGAGAAGCAGUUCGACCCUGGGAAUCUGCUAGUGACCAUGUACCACCCAUGGACCGCAUGGACAGAAUGCAACAACAAGUGCAUUCAAUCUAGGAAACGACAUUGCAAAAAGUAUCUCCAUUGUGGCAACAGCUAUAUAAAAGAAAAACGCAACUGUCAUAAAGACAAAUGUUCACACAAAAGUUCCAGAAAUCGAAUGAAAUUGUUGCGUUUACACAAAAAUGGUAAAUUCGUCAAACAGAUUCUUUACAAAUAUUUAUACGGCGCUUGGUCCGCCUGGACUCCAUGUUCGCGAAGCUGUUCAAAGGAAAGACGCCGCAACUGCAAACAGCCAACGAUGUGCGGCGAUAGCUAUUUGCUGGAGGAAAAGCAAUGUCGACGAAACAGCCCCACGUGUAAGCGGCAGUACGUCUUGGGGCUAUCUGUGGACGCCGAUAAAUCAGAUGCGCCGGGAAACGAUAUUGAAGAAGACGUUAAGAAGUUUGUCAAUGGCACAAUCAUUAUUAAUAAUGAGAUAAAAAAGCAUAUGAAAUCCAACGUGCUGUCAUCGAUGUCCGACACAUGUGGUCUUAAAAAGCCACAACAAAGAGGAAGUUAUAGAAUAGUCCAAGGGCAUGAGGCGCGGAAACAUUCUUGGCCAUGGCAGGUGUCAAUACGUGAGAAAAAUGGCCAGCAGUUUUGUGGAGGCACUUUAAUCGCUCCGCAAUGGAUUCUAACAGCUGCGCAUUGUGUUAGAAAACGCAAACGCAAACGUCACGUUCUUGUUCGCGUCGGCGAUCAUGACAUUGACGAUUUUGACGCCGGGGAACAAAAGUUGAAGAUCGAAGAUUUCCCACAUUCGAGAUAUAAUUAUAACACUAUUACAAAUGAUAUAGCUUUGUUAAAACUAGAAAAACCUGUACUCGAAUCACACGCGGUAAGCUUUGCCUGCCUACCUGAGGCAAAUGAUAAAAUUGAGAAGCGUUUUGCCACUUCCGGCGAACUACCCAUAUGUUAUAUUAUUGGAUGGGGAAAGACUAAAAACACAGAUUUAAACGGGUCAAGGAUGCUGCGGGAAGCACAAAUUCCACUAGUGGAUAGAGACACUUGUCAAAAAGCUUUUGAAUAUCCAAUAUAUAAAACCCAACUUUGUGCUGGUAGUAAAGGAGGGGGCAUAGAUUCAUGCGCAGGUGACAGUGGUGGUCCGUUACUUUGCCAAAAGAGUGAGGAAACAGUCGGAAACACGGUGGUUAAACGAUGGACCGUUUAUGGUGUAACAAGUUAUGGAGAGGGGUGCGGAGAAAAACAAAAAUACGGAAUAUAUACCAACGUUAGAAAAUACCUUGAUUGGAUACACGAAACGAUUUCUAACAAUACAUCUGGUUUUUAGUACAUCAACUUGUGUAAUAUUUUAUAUUAAUGUAUAGGUCUUACGACAACACAGGCCUAUAAAUAUCACGGGUAUUUUUGUCGCAUUUCCGUUGAUCUUUUUGAAAUUCAUUUCGAUAUUUAUACAAUGUAAUCUUAUAGGGCUAAUAAAUGUGUUCAUUUUCUUUAAUUUAAGAAAAGGUGUCUUUAUGAAUUUAAUAUAAAUGAAUAAAUAAUACAUGUCUUUAGAAUAGACAAACGGCGUUAAAAUCUAUAUUUCAAUUUCAAUUAUGCCUUGAAAAAAAGAGACUGAUGGCCGAAAUGAUCAGUUGCGUGAUUGCUCGGUCGCCACGAAAAAAAACAUAUCGGGGUUAGAAAAUGGCUGACCCUUGAUAAAUUAUAAUAUCAAACAUUCAUAUCAGACCCCGUAUUCACAAACGAAUUGAGUCGCGUUCUGAGAAAACUGGACAUAAUGCAUGUGCGUAAAGUGUCGUCCCAGAUUGCCUGUGCAGUCCACACAGGCUAAUCAGGGACGACACUUUCCGCUUUAAUUCCAUUAUUCGUUUAAUUGAAUUCCUUCUUAGCAAAAAUGUGGACUGCACAGGCUUAUCUGAGACGACACUUUACGCACAUGCAGUAUGCCCAGUUUCCUCUGAACACGACCCAAUGCUUAUAUUUCAUAACAAGUAAUAUACUGAGACCUAGGAAAACAUACUUCAGUUUGAAUAUAUACAGGCUUAAAUGAUGUUUAUGUCAUUACCAAAGUUUCAAAUAAAAAAUGGUGUAAUUAUAGGCGUUAAAAUGCCAGGAUAUACUUAACUUUUAAGAUCUUCUAAAAUAUUACAGUUUAAGAAUAUUCUUUAUGUAUAGACUAAAGUCUAUUAACCCAUUUAUGCCUAUUGGACUCUCCCAUCCUUCUAAAUUGGAUCAAUUUAUUUCCAAAAUUAGGGAUGCCUAGUAUAUUUAUUUCUAUAUCUAGAAUAUUUCUUACAGAAAUUCCAUUAAGCAAACAGCGCAGACCCAGAUGAGACGCCGCAUCAUGCGGCGUCUCAUCUGGGUCUACGCUGUUUGCCAAUGCCUUUUUUCAAGACGCUAGGCAUAAAUGGGUUAAUCGGAUGGUGACAACAAAUCCUGUACCGGGAACAAACCACCGUUUAUGCCCCAUGUUUUCACCAUAAGGCACCUUAAUAUUAGUUAUUCAUGGAAGCAAAGUUAUAAAUGAAUUUGUCAGGAAAAUUGAAAUAAACAAUAAAUGUACA